AUGGGCGCAGCAUCUCAAAGCGAGUCAGGCGAGCGCACGGUUGUGAAGCAGGGCGCCCGCAGGGCGUCUAUGCUGGAGAUUUUGGGCCUGAAGGGCAACUUCAGCCACCUGAACUUGAAGGACCCCUUCAACGUGAAAAAGCUUGGCUCCAGCUACACCACCGAGAUCCGUGCUGGCUUGACAACGUUUUUGGCCAUGGCCUACAUUCUUCCGGUGAACAGUGGCAUGCUCAGUCUCGCUGUGCCGGACAUGAAGGAACAGCUGGUGUGUGCCACGGCUCUAGCAGCCUUCUGUGGCUGUUGGCUGAUGGGCAUCCUCUCCAACUUCCCUUUCAUGCUUGCGCCAGGCAUGGGCACCAACGCCUACUUCACCUUCAGCAUCGUCUUGGGCCGGGGCCUCCCAUGGCAAGCCGCCUUUGCGGCUGUCUUCGUGGCUGGCUGCCUCUUCACGUUGCUGAGCGUCACGGGCAUGCGCACGCUGCUGAUCCGGCUCUUCCCCGAAGGCAUCAAGGAGAUCAUCGGCGCGGGCGUCGGGCUCUUCCUGACCUUCAUCGCUUUCCAGAGUGCCGAGGGCAUGGGCUUCUCUGUGGCAGAUCCCGCCACGUUGGUGAAGCUCGGGUCUCUGAGCUCCGACUCCUAUGACUCGGCGAAGAUGUGGUUGAGCCUCGCAGUGCUGGUGAUCACUGCGAGCUUGCUGGCGGCCAAGGUCCCGGGUGCUCCCUUGAUCGGCAUCGUGCUGGGAACCGUCAUCUGCUGGAUCGAGGGCUGGGCGCACGGCACGGAGGGCACCGUCUUCGGCUACCCCUUCGGCACCGGAGGCGACAGCUCCGCCAAGGACUUCCACAUCUACGUGCCCACCGGCAUCGUGGCCAAGCCGUCUCUUGAAGGCCUUGCUGGUGCUUUGUUCGAAGGCUUUGACUGGGCUUUCCACCCGGACACCAGCAGCACCUUCUGGACGGCUGUGGCUACGUUCUGCUACACCGACCUGCUCGACUCCUCCGGGACCUUCUUCGCCGUGGCGAAGGUCGCCGGGCUCACGGACAGCCGGGGCAACCUGCCGCUUGCGCGCCAGAACAUGGCGUACCUGGCCGACGCGCUGGCCAUGAUGCCGUACUGUGAUGGCCAGUCCGUCCUGAAGGUUGGCUCCGUGCUGGGCGUCUCCACAGUGAGCACCUUCGCCGAGUCGACGGCAGGGGUGGCGGAUGGAGCCAAGACUGGCUUGGCCUCGCUGGUGACAGGCAGCUGCUUCUUGCUGGCCAUCCCCUUCUCCCCGAUCGUCUCGGCCGUUCCUCCGCUGGCUUCCGGGCCCAUCCCGUGCCUCCUGGGCGCCAUGAUGUGCAGCUCCGUGAAGGGCGUGGACUGGGAUGACUUCCAGGAGUCUUUGCCGGCUUUCGUGGCCAUGAUCACCAUGCCGUUCACGUUCAGCAUCGGCUACGGCAUCAUCGCCGGCUUGGGCCUCUGGAUCUCCAUCCAGCUCUUGCUUGCACCCCUGAGGCUCUACCGUGGUGAGAGCCCCAUGGUGCGAGUUCACAAGCUUUGGGGCUCCGCGUUCGUGGAGGGCGACGAGGAGGAGAAGAGCAGCGGCAAGGGUACUCCUAGCACCAUCACCCCCGGCCAGUCCUUCGGAGGCCGCGCGGCACCAGACAUCACCAGACGGCCUGUGGAGCGGGUGAGCAAGGCACCUGAGCAAGCUCCGCUCUGGAUCCUCUGUGCUCAUCUCACGAUGGGCGCAGCAUCUCAAAGCGAGUCAAGCGAGCGCACGGUGGUGAAGCAGGGCGCCCGCAGGGCGUCUAUGCUGGAGAUUUUGGGCCUGAAGGGCAACUUCAGCCACCUGAACUUGAAGGACCCCUUCAACGUGAAAAAGCUUGGCUCCAGCUACACCACCGAGAUCCGUGCUGGCUUGACAACGUUUUUGGCCAUGGCCUACAUUCUUCCGGUGAACAGUGGCAUGCUCAGUCUCGCUGUGCCGGACAUGAAGGAACAGCUGGUGUGUGCCACGGCUCUGGCGGCCUUCUGCGGCUGUUGGCUGAUGGGCAUCCUCUCCAACUUCCCUUUCAUGCUUGCGCCAGGCAUGGGCACCAACGCCUACUUCACCUUCAGCAUCGUCUUGGGCCGGGGCCUCCCAUGGCAAGCCGCCUUUGCGGCUGUCUUCGUGGCCGGCUGCCUCUUCACGCUGCUGAGCGUCACGGGCAUGCGCACGCUGCUGAUCCGGCUCUUCCCCGAAGGCAUCAAGGAGAUCAUCGGCGCGGGCGUCGGGCUCUUCCUGACCUUCAUCGCUUUCCAGAGUGCCGAGGGCAUGGGCUUCUCUGUGGCAGAUCCCGCCACGUUGGUGAAGCUCGGGUCUCUGAGCUCCGACUCCUAUGACUCGGCGAAGUUGUGGUUGAGCCUCGCAGUGCUGGUGAUCACUGCGAGCCUGCUGGCGGCCAAGGUCCCGGGUGCUCCCUUGAUCGGCAUCGUGCUGGGAACCGUCAUCUGCUGGAUCGAGGGCUGGGCGCACGGCACGGAGGGCACCGUCUUCGGCUACCCCUUCGGCACCGGAGGCGACAGCUCCGCCAAGGACUUCCGCAUCUACGUGCCCACCGGCAUCGUGCCACGGCAGCAGACAGCAGGCAGAGCAAGCGCCACCUGCGCGGAAGUGGCCAAGCCGUCUCUUGAAGGCCUUGCUGGUGCUUUGUUCGAAGGCUUUGACUGGGCUUUCCACCCGGACACCAGCAGCACGUUCUGGACGGCUGUGGCUACGUUCUGCCACCUGGCUUGCGCUUUUGUUGAAGCUGCGCUGCUGAAGGGUUCUCUCGCUUUCGGAGCAAUCCACGGCUACACCGACCUGCUCGACUCCUCCGGGACCUUCUUCGCCGUGGCGAAGGUCGCCGGGCUCACGGACAGCCGGGGCAACCUGCCGCUUGCGCGCCAGAACAUGGCGUACCUGGCCGAUGCGCUGGCCAUGAUGGUUGGCUCCGUGCUGGGCGUCUCCACAGUGAGCACCUUCGCCGAGUCGACAGCCGGGGUGGCGGAUGGAGCCAAGACUGGCCUGGCCUCGCUGGUGACAGGCAGCUGCUUCUUGCUGGCCAUCCCCUUCUCCCCGAUCGUCUCGGCCGUUCCUCCGCUGGCUUCCGGGCCCAUCCUGUGCCUCCUGGGCGCCAUGAUGUGCAGCUCCGUGAAGGGCGUGGACUGGGAUGACUUCCAGGAGUCUCUGCCGGCUUUCGUGGCCAUGAUCACCAUGCCGUUCACGUUCAGCAUCGGCUACGGCAUCAUCGCCGGCUUGGGCCUCUGGAUCUCCAUCCAGCUCUUGCUUGCACCCCUGAGGCUCUACCGUGGCGAGAGCCCCAUGGUGCGAGUUCACAAGCUUUGGGGCUCCGCGUUCGUGGAGGGCGACGAGGAGGAGAAGAUCAGCGGCAAGGGUACUCCUAGCACCAUCACCCCCAGCCAGUCCUUCGGCGAGGAGGUUUGA
Messenger RNA from Symbiodinium sp. CCMP2592, 3447 nucleotides. Lineage: Eukaryota; Dinophyceae; Suessiales; Symbiodiniaceae. The record is from the annotation of a GenBank genome assembly.